AUGACCCUUCGUUUCUCAUCGCCAACCUUGCACUGCACCCAGCUCACCGUAUUCACCACAGCUCCAUGUAGACGAUCGUUUAUAACUUGGAGAGGAAUCGAAUCUAAACAUUUCUACAAGGGCUUGCUCGCUUACCCACAGCCACAGCUAUUGAGGGGGCCUAUGUCAUCUAGAAAACCAGAGAUCCCAACACCCCAUGAAAGACGUAGCAAACGGCGACGGAUUUCAAAGACUUUUGGGAAAAAAAUUUCACAGAAAGCCGUGGCUAAAGAGACGAACAUGAACCAUCCAACCCUCCCCCGAAUUGUGCUCACGCCUAUCGAACAAACUCUGCGACUGUGUCUACUUGAUGCAGCCGAGUUCAUCCAGCAACGUAAUAAAAGAGAACCAGACACAACACUAACAGCUACAGAGCCCCUGGUUUUGCGAUUCGCUGGAGGAUGGGUGCGAGACAAGCUUCUCGGUGUUGAAAGCCACGACAUCGACGUAGCGAUAAACUCCAUGACGGGGGAGAGAUUUGGGGAGGGCCUCAAAGAAUACCUCUCUAUUCCUGGAAAUCUCAGAAAAUACAAGAAACUUCACCCUUCCAACCCUUCUGUUGUUGAUUUCAUUAAGCUUCAUAAAAUCGAGAAGAAUCCUGAAAGAUCAAAACACCUGGAGACAGCCACGACGAGAAUGUUCGGAUUGGAUAUUGACUUUGUCAACCUUCGGAAGGAAACAUAUACAGACGAGAGUCGAAAUCCCCAGAUCGAAGUUGGGACACCAGAAGAGGAUUCACUUCGACGGGAUGCUACAGUGAAUGCUUUAUUCUAUAAUAUUCAUACAGAGUUGAUUGAAGAUUUUACGGGACAGGGAUUGCAAGACAUGGAGAAUAAAGUCAUACGCACACCAAUGGAACCAUUUCAGACUUUUAAAGACGAUCCACUCCGAGUCCUACGGUUGAUUCGUUUUGCAAGCAGGCUGGGCUACACUAUUGAUUGUGACACGGAAGAAGCUAUGAAAAUAGAUGCUAUCAAAUCAGCUCUAAAAGCCAAGAUUAGUCAGGAAAGAAUCGGUGUCGAGAUUGAGAAAACCUUGCGAGGUCCUGACCCCUUGACAGCCUUACAACGGAUCAAUCGAUUAGGCUUGUAUGAUACUAUACUUGCCAACCAUCAGGAUAAUGUCGGGGUUGAUACAUCGUCCUGGGAACAGGGUUAUGAUGUGCUAAGCCUCCUAUUGAGUAAUUCCGCCGAAAAUGGUACCGGAUUUGAAAAGUCACGUCAAUAUGUCCGAGAUAUAUUGAUCCGUAAUGAGAACGAGCGGUACUUUUCAUGGCUUCUGGCUGCACUUGCGCCGUGGACCACAGUUCCAGACCCGAUACCAUCGAAGCCCACGGAGCCUAUGCCCCGUGCAACAACUGUUGCUAAAGAUAGUUUGCGCGCCGACAACAAGGCUGCCAAUAUCAUUACCGCGGCAUCCAAGUAUCACAAGAUGAUAUCUAAUAUGAAAUCAUCCUUCCUCAAGGACGAAAUUGCCGAUACUCCCCCAGAGGUUCGUGCCAAAGUUGGACAAUUAAUUCGAACCAUAGGCCGAGACUGGAGAUUAUGCUUUGUCCUUGCGAUAGUCCGCGAAGCUAUGCAUGGACAAGAACCGCACCAAUUAUUUCAAAGUUACGAGAAAUUUCUCUUGUACAUUGAGAAUGACAAUCUUCUCGACGCAUUCUCACUACGUCCACUUAUCAAUGGUCAUGAUAUCGUCAGUGCACUGGGCGUGAAAACGGGGCCGUGGAUGGGUACUGCUAUGGAGAUGUUAAUUGAAUGGCAGCUCCGCAACCCAGAAGAAACAAGCAAGGAGGCCGCGAUUAGUGAACUCCUUCGAAGGAAAGGGGAAUUGGACUUGAAUAAUAUCAAACGCAACAUAUAG
Paracoccidioides lutzii Pb01 is the source of this 1902-nucleotide messenger RNA. Its product is annotated as tRNA nucleotidyltransferase. The coding region runs from base 1 to 1902 and encodes 633 amino acids. Gene Ontology annotation, biological process: tRNA 3'-terminal CCA addition. Gene Ontology annotation, molecular function: RNA binding; ATP:3'-cytidine-cytidine-tRNA adenylyltransferase activity. The transcript is spliced from 3 exons. The record is from RefSeq and is a predicted model, not a curated record.